ACAGAGCUGCGACCAUGACAGGUAAUAACGCUCUGGGCUUUCUGCCGCCCUUCAAGCACUUCGCCACCCAUGCCAUCCACUACGGGCAGGAGCCCGAGCAGUGGAGCUCUUGGGCCGUCGUGCCGCCCAUCACGCUCUCCACCAUAUUCAAGCAGCGAGUGCCCGGGAAGGACGAGGAGUAUGAAUACACCCGGUUCGGGAAUCCGAACAGGCAUGUCCUAGAGAAAGUUGUGUCCGCCCUUGAUGGAGCCGAAUACAGCUUGGCUUAUUCCUCUGGCAUGGCAGCAAUUCUGAACAUCUGUCACCUGCUGAAGACAGGGGACACAAUUAUCUCCAUGGAUGAGGUGUAUGAAGGAACGAGAGAAUUAUUCGACAAAAUAAAAGAGGAGUUCAAUUUAGAAGUGGUUUAUGUUGACUGCAGAGACCUAAACCAGCUGGAAAAUGCAAUUGAAGAACAUCCCAAGACCAAGCUGGUUUGGCUCGAGAGCCCCACGAACCCCGUGCUGACAGUGAUUGACAUCAAAGCCUGUGCAGACGUGGCACACAACUGUGGUGUCAAGGAUGUGCUGGUGGCAGUGGACAACAGCUUCAUGUCUCCAUAUUUCCAGCGUCCCUUGUCCCUGGGAGCUGAUAUUUGUAUGUCUUCUGCAACCAAAUACAUGAAUGGGCACAGUGAUGUCCUCAUGGGCCUGGUCUCUGUAAACAGGGAUGAUCUCUAUAAGAAGCUGAAAGACCUGCAGUCCCCCCUGGGAGCUGUCCCCUCCCCCUUUGACUGCUUCCUCUGCAACCGGGGGCUCAAGACUCUGCACAUCCGGAUGAAGCUGCACUUCAAGAACGGCCUGGCUGUGGCCAAGUUCCUGGAAUCCCAUCCCCGGGUGGAGAAGGUCAUUUACCCAGGGUUGUCUUCCCACCCCCAGUAUGAGGUGAUGAAGAAGCAGUGCACAGGGGUUUCUGGGAUGGUCAGCUUCUAUAUCAAUGGGAAAAAAGGAAAUGCCAUUGCCUUUCUUGAGAACUUGAAGGUGUUCACCCUGGGCUUUAGUCUGGGUGGCUUCGAGAGCCUGGCAGAGCAUCCGUACACCAUGACCCAUGGAAAGAUGGAUCCUGAUAUCAAGAAACAUCUGGGAAUCACAGACACCUUGAUCCGCCUCUCGGUGGGGCUGGAGGAUGAGGAGGAUUUGCUGGCAGACCUGGACCAGGCCCUGGAGGCUGCGUUUGCAUAAACCUUGAGGGUCAAACAGGACCUUGGAACUGGACAUGGCUGUGGACGAGGACACGGAAAACCAAACCACUCUUGCUUUGCCUUUGGGAAUUCCAGCCUGGGUUCCUGGGACUCUCCCUGCUGCUGUUGGGCUGCUCUCCCUGCCUGUGCAGGGUGUGCUGGGCACAGCCUGGGCUCUCCCUGGAGCCAGGAGCUGUGGGAGCAGCCGUGGGCACCCCGGGAAUGUGAUCCCAGUUCUCCCAGCAGAGCUCAGGGCUCCUCCUGCUCCUGCAGGGUUUGGGGCUCAGGGGCUGCUUCCUCUUGCUGCUCUCAGGGCAUUCUCUUCUCACCCAUCAGCUCAGCUCAAAAACUUGAUUGACCUCAGAUUUAUUUUAAUUAAGUUAGAAAUUUGCCUAAGAGCUUUUUCUUCUCUUGAUGUUUUAUUGAAGAUGGAGUGAAAUCCAACACCUGGUAAAUAAUAACUUUCUAAAGUGGAGUCUUUGUCUCUUUUAAGAAAAAACCAUGUGCUGUGGGAAUGAUUGGAAUAAUUUUAAUUAAAACAGACUUUUCCUUUCCUUGCUUAUA
Messenger RNA from Haemorhous mexicanus (house finch), 1783 nucleotides. RefSeq names its product cystathionine gamma-lyase-like. Gene Ontology annotation, cellular component: cytoplasm. The coding region runs from base 15 to 1220 and encodes 401 amino acids. Gene Ontology annotation, molecular function: cystathionine gamma-lyase activity; pyridoxal phosphate binding. The record is from RefSeq and is a predicted model, not a curated record. NCBI's taxonomy places the organism in Eukaryota, Metazoa, Chordata, Aves, Passeriformes, Fringillidae. The transcript has 12 exons. Gene Ontology annotation, biological process: transsulfuration.